Molecule: messenger RNA, 3039 nt
Organism: Procambarus clarkii (red swamp crayfish)
Lineage: Eukaryota; Metazoa; Arthropoda; Malacostraca; Decapoda; Cambaridae
Product: alpha-(1,3)-fucosyltransferase C
Cellular component (GO): membrane
Molecular function (GO): fucosyltransferase activity
Source: RefSeq, a predicted model, not a curated record
CGCGCCAAGCCCGCAGAGCGCAAGGGUUACCUGGUUUGGCAACACUGUGCAGCACGUUGUCGAAUAACACAAGUAUCUCGGAACUUUAGUGGUGGCGGUACUGGUGUACAGGACAGAACAGCAGUGGUGGAAGUAAUGGCGUACCGGGCAAAACAGUGACAAAGGAACUAGUGCACUAGACAAAACAAACAGAAUGCAGACCACGUCAUUCACCGCUAUUAAUCUAAUAUUAUUAACAUCUGUAAAUCGCACGCGCCAGUCGGAGAGGUUGUAGCGAGACCAGUUUAUCUCAAUUCCCCGUGGGUAGAUAAAGAAGCAAGAUAAGAUAACCGCAUUCUCGAUCAAAGGAGGAGGAGAGGGUGACAUGUUAGUGGGUGUCUCCUCUCGCUCUAGCAGCAACAUACUUCAUUCACAGUCUAGUCGCAUCGGUCAGGUGUACUCCAACACACCUGUACAACAUAUACACCUGUAUCCACCUCAUACUCAACCCAUGAGCCCCAGUAACAGAAGGCACGUCAUCUGUACGUGAUCAUCGCCUCCCUGGUUAACUCCAACAAUGGGUUUGAGACAAAAGAUGGUGGCGACGGCGGCGCUAUGUGCGGUAAGCAUUGUUAUCUUCAUCAUCUACUCCGAUAUGGCGCCGUCCCAAGCUUUCUCCAAACGUUUAUUUUACGGGCUUGAGACAUUUUCGACGAGGAGUGCAAAACUAACAGAGAACAGAACUGAGAUGCAAAGUAAAGAGGAGAAUAACGCCUUAGAGACUAGUAGCGUCAGACGGGACCCGUCCCACAAAGACCUUGAUAACGCCUCGAAGGUUAAUGUCAAAAUUGAUCUACCCCAAACUGAUGUAGAUAAUAUCAAGGCAGAUCCACUCCCUAUAGCCCUACCUUCAAGAUCGACCACGUUGGUAAAUAACAUCACAUCACAAUUCUUACUGCCGGGAGAUUCUAAUUUACCAUAUAUCGAGCCAAACUACGAGGAGAUAAAGCAAUUGCCUGAGGACCUGUUUAAUGAAGAUCCACAGAAAAUGGCGAAAAUUGAUCCUUUUAACCCUCCACUGAAGAAAAUUUUGUUUUGGAAUGAGGCUUACAGCAAUAAGCACUUCGGGUUCGGAUUUGGUCGGGAGCCGUUCCUGCGGGCCGGGUGUCGGGUCAACACCUGCAUGACGACGGGAGACCGUUCCAGGUUCCCUCUCAACGAAAUUGACGCCCUGCUGUGGCACUUCCGAUCUAACGACAGAUCUCUCCCUCGUGUGCGGUCUCCCCACACCCGCUAUGUGUUCUGGAUGAUGGAGUCAGCUUCUCACCUCUACGGUAGAAUUGACACGUACAAUAAUCUCUUCAACUGGACGAUGACCUACAGACUUGAUUCGGAUUUUCCAAACCCGUAUGGCAAAGUCUACCGCCGCCGGAAGCCCCUCGAACCCAUUGACAAGAACUACGCCGCCGGUAAGACCAAGAUGGCUGCCUGGUUCGUCUCCAACUGCAAUACCAUCGGUGGCCGAGAGAAGUUAGUCAAAAACUUGAGAAAAUGGAUUCAAAUCGACCAAUACGGACACUGCAGUCAUCUGACGUGUGAGAGGAAAGACCUAAGCAAAUGCCACGCCAUGCUCUCUGCUGACUACAAGUUCUACUUUUCCUUUGAGAACUCGCUCUGCCGGGAUUAUGCCACGGAGAAGUUUUUUAAUAUGCUUGGGUUGGAUGUGGUUCCUGUCGUCUACGGUUUUGGUAACUACUCAGUUCAGGCGCCGCCACACUCCUACAUUGACGCUCUCAGCUUCCCCACGGCCAAGGCGCUGGCCGACUACCUCAUCUACCUUCAUAAGAACGACACCGCCUACAAUGAGUACUUCAGAUGGAAGAGGUUUCAUUGGCUUGUUGAUCACUGGGCCAAAGUGGCCAAGCCUUACUGCGACCUGUGUGAGCGGCUCCACAACGACAAUACCACCAAAGUAUACAACCUGAAGAAGUGGUUUGUCGACGACUCACACUGUAAGAGCAGCCAGAACAAGAAAAUCAACGCCUUCAUUCACGGGUACAUCAUCACCAGUAACAUAAUCGUCCCAUUUUUAAUAAUUUUCGCCAUGCUGAUCCUGUUCCUGUGCUUGCUCGCCUCGUUGGCUGCAUUAGUGCAGACCGACUAUAUUAAAUAUAAAAUCCUGGACCAAAGUUUACGGGGAUAGUCAUUUGCUGAUGCCCAAAGAGAUUUUGAUUUACUCUGCAGUGUCUCCAUGAAUGUGAUACAAUUAUAGACGUCACAGAUAGAUUCGAUGUCACAUAUGAUUCAAAAGAAUACAAUUCGUAUUCUGCUCAAUAGCCUCAGUGUUAAGGUUUAAAAUAGCAAUUCAAUCUUGUUCACGGUAUGCGCUACAAAACUAAACACUGUACUUUAAUUUGACUAUAUGAGAGACGGAAAAACAUUUACAGAGGACACACCUUAUACUAUUUUAACGUGUCAGGCUGUUGUGUUUUUGUAAUUCUUGCAGCUUGCUUAGUCAUAUACCAAGAACACACACAGAUGAGAUGAAGUGCGUUACCACACCAGCCCGUUCUCCUAAUUUUUCACAACGUCAAGAAAACGACCAUUUUAAAGUGUCCCUCCAAAUUAACCUACCAGAGGACCCAAAACAGAAAAUGGGAUAGUACGUCACUUUCGCGAUUCGCAUCCAUUUUCUAGUACGACAAUUUUUGGCCUUAUGUAACACAUACGGGCGAAAAGGGAUAUUCUUAGUAAGAGGACAGGUUUCUCCCAAAGGCACUUACCUGAUCUCCUGUAAUAAUAUAAACUCCACCAUACCUAGCAUUCAUUCAAUCAUCCCGUGUGUUUGGGCAUUUCCUUGGUUCUGGGUCAGGAAUGUUAAGCAUUUGUUUACACCCUAUCUCAGGAAUUAUAAACUCAAUCGAAGAAGAUGAAUCAUAAUAACGUGGCUGAAGAUUUUUUUAUAUUUUAAUAAUACAUUAGGUACUCCAAAGGAUACCUGAUCAACCAGGCUGUGACUCAUACGUCAGGCUGCGAGCAGCCGCGUCCAACAGCCUGGUU